AGGACUAGCUGGACCGAUGCCAAUCCUGGACGGAGAUUCUAUGGAUGUAGCAAGUUUGGGACGAACAGAGCAUGCAAUUAUUUUCGAUGGUAUGACCCAGCUCUUGAUGAGCAUAUGAGAUGCAUUGUUCAGAAUUUCCAUCGUCGUAUAAUAGAGUUAGAGAGAAGACAACCGAGGGGAGCAUACAAAAUAAGCUUCAAAAUGGCUUCCAUCCUCACUGUUGUAGUCCUUGUUGUUGUUUUCAUUCUGCUGGGAAAGUAGCAAUGUGUGUUAGAAGAAGAAUAUGAUGUUUCAUUGGUAUCACUAGAAUAAUAUUUUUCUUUCAUCUGUACUACUAGAAUGUUGUUUUCCUUUCAUCUGUACCACUGUAAUAUUGUUUUUCUUUUCACCAAGGC
Molecule: messenger RNA, 395 nt
Organism: Linum tenue
Lineage: Eukaryota; Viridiplantae; Streptophyta; Magnoliopsida; Malpighiales; Linaceae
Source: the annotation of a GenBank genome assembly